AUGACUCUGUGCUUUCAUUCACAGGAGGAAAGCGAGUGUCCUUCAUCUCUCUCUGUUAUCAAAGAGAGGACAGCAGGUGAAGCUUUAGAGGAUGAUUUCUUCCCACCUGAUGAUCUCUCUUCUGAUGAAGAAUACUAUAUUGAAGAAAGCAAAGCAACCCAGUUCAAGAAAUCAGGAAUGAGGCGCAUAGAUGAUAUCAAAAAGGCUUUUUCCAGGGAAAAUAUCCAAAAGACAAGACAAAAUUUUGGCAAGAAGGUGAACAGGCUUCGAACUAGAAUAGUGACCCCUGAGAGGAGAGAGAGGAUCAGGCAGUCAGGAGAGAGACUGAAACAAUCUGGGAUAAGGAUCAAGAAAACCAUUUCACAAGCUGCCCCAACAAAGGAGACGUUCAAGAUCCAUAAAAAGAAUAAGGAACGAACAGGAGCCGAAGGUCAGGAGGGGAUCCAGGAAGCCAGCGUGCACAUCGCCUCUGAGCUUGCAGCAGCAGAGCCCUUCACCGAAGAAAUCUCUUACACAGAAGUGAUCACGAAGGUAAAGACAGACAAGAACAGCGCAACAAAAGGUGCUUCCCAGUCAACUGAAAAAGGAGUGACAAUCCCAGAAGUUGUUUUUAAGCAGGAAGGGAAAGAAGGAGGAGGAGGAGAUGAUGUCCCUUUGCUAGACUUAAAGCAGUCGGCAUAG
Molecule: messenger RNA, 681 nt
Organism: Eurypyga helias (sunbittern)
Lineage: Eukaryota; Metazoa; Chordata; Aves; Eurypygiformes; Eurypygidae
Product: muscle-related coiled-coil protein-like
Exons: 1
Coding region: 1-681 (226 amino acids)
Biological process (GO): regulation of gene expression
Cellular component (GO): caveola; cytoplasm
Source: RefSeq, a predicted model, not a curated record